AUUUCAUUUCGACAACGAAGACUCUUCCUCUUCCGCUAUGUACAUACUAGACAAGAAGAUGAGGGAUUCCAUUUCACAUAAACUAAUUGAGAAGAAAAGACGGGAUCGCAUUAACAAAUAUUUAAACGAGCUGUGUCAUCUCAUACCUGCUACAGCUAACAGAAAAGGCAAAAUGGAAAAAGCUGAAAUCUUACACCAUGCCGUUAAACAUAUAAGAUACCUCCAAUCCCGUACUGUACCAGGACAAGGGCUUCACAAGUGGGAGAACAGCGAAAGAAAACAAACUGAACACAGAAGUAAUUAUAAAAUAUCAAUAUUGGGGAACUCGUCCGAGUCAGAAGUUCCUCGUGUGAUCUAUAGCGAUACAGUGGAAACAGGUGAAAAUGAAAUUGGUGAAAAUAAACCUCUGCGAAAUUUGAACAAUAAACUGUCUUCGAUGACGAUACCAGAAAGCCAAAUCUCGUCAAAUACCUUAUGUAACGGCGGCUGCAAAAAUGAGAAUAUCGACGCUAAUCUGACCACUGUUUUCGAGAAACCAGAGAAUAGUGCGAAAACCUGGAAGCUUCCACUAAAAAAGAGAGACUGGUCACGUUCACAGAUUUUAAAAACUAAAUCUAUCGACAAGAAAAAUAAUUUAUCAGAUGUUACACUGAAACAGGACAAUGUAACACAGACAACAGACACAAACGUGCCAUUGGUAAACAGUGGUUGUUUUGAUGGUCACGGUAGCCUUGGCAACGGUAUCAGUGGAAAAGUAGAAUCGGAUGUGCCUUCGAACAGCACGCUCCACAGAAAUGUAGACACAACUUCGGAUUCCAAACAUCAUUCUACUGGUUAUUCAUAUAUUUCUAAUAUCCAUCCAGUUUUGUCUCAAGGUGUUCCUGUGCUUGCGCUACAUCCCUCCGGUUCCCAUUUUGUUCCUUUAGCCAUCCACCCUACACAUCUUGCAUCGGCUAUUGAAAACAGCACUGAAUUUAGUCCUGUCAACGAUAUGGCACUUUUACAUCAACCAACGAUCGGUUUUCCGUGUGUACCGCCAAAUAUUUCCAGCAUAUCACAUUAUCCAUCCGUUCUACAAGAUCCGAACUUAACGCAUGUGCACGGCGCAUCGCCAUUUUCACCACCCCUUCUGAGUCGUCAAUGCCAGAACGCCCCCACAUGUACAAGGUUAUACUCCCUUUCGUCCAGUCUGCCUUGUUUGUCCAGUGCCACUUCUCACUCUCCAUUGUGUCGCAUCAAUUCUUCAAACCCAUGUCAUGAUGGCACACCAAUCUUACCUUGUAAUAUCCAUACAUGUCGUGAACACAUCGGGUCUCGAGUCCAUCUAUCACAGGAAACAAGACCAAUAUUUCACUGCUGACAAGUCUGCACAUUCCAAUCGAAUUUACGAAUUUAUUUCUAAAGAUUCAGGAUGUACAUUAAUGACAAGAAUUGUUUGCUUUAUUGCUUUCAUUUUGCAUAUUACACAGUAUACAAUGCGUUAGAAACGUUGUUAUGAAAGACUUGUAUAACAUUUACUCGGGAACAUCUUCGCACUACAUUCAAAUCCUCAAAUCAUUUUAUUGCCUAGCGAAGACCCCGAAUAUAAUUUGAAUUUUUGUACGAUUAAC
Molecule: messenger RNA, 1610 nt
Organism: Saccoglossus kowalevskii
Lineage: Eukaryota; Metazoa; Hemichordata; Enteropneusta; Harrimaniidae
Molecular function (GO): protein dimerization activity
Source: RefSeq, a predicted model, not a curated record